This is a messenger RNA of Aricia agestis (brown argus), 3734 nucleotides long. It is a transcript of the gene AdamTS-B, whose product is annotated as A disintegrin and metalloproteinase with thrombospondin motifs 7. The record is from RefSeq and is a predicted model, not a curated record. Gene Ontology annotation, molecular function: metalloendopeptidase activity. Gene Ontology annotation, cellular component: extracellular matrix. Lineage: Eukaryota; Metazoa; Arthropoda; Insecta; Lepidoptera; Lycaenidae. The coding region runs from base 381 to 3728 and encodes 1115 amino acids. Gene Ontology annotation, biological process: proteolysis; extracellular matrix organization. The transcript has 20 exons.
CGCCGCGUCGUGCGCUCCACUCUCCGAGCCACUCUAUCGACCACCGUCGCACAUUUUCCGAACGCAUUUACGAUUUAUUUUUAGUUCCUGACCGAAAAAUAUUUUUUUUCACUACAAAAAAAUACUGGACUUUUGAUUUAUCGAUCAGACACGUGUUUACCGGCAUCCACGUUUUUCACUCUGAGUGAAUAAAUUAGCGGGGCGUCGCGUGAAAUUUCACUUUUUACCGCCAAAGGACUGUCCUAUCAUGUUCGAUAUUGACAAGCGAGAAAUAUGGACCUUUGAAUGCAGUCCAUUAUAAUGCAAGAUAAGCCGAACAUAUCGAAUUAUAAACAUAAAUAGUGCAGCAGUGUUGUGAUGUGCCGGUAGCGUCAGUCAAUAUGAGUGCUAGUGUCCGCCGAGCCAGCAGGAUGGAUGUGCUAUGGUCCAUAUUCAAGCUGCUGCUGUUUCAAAUGAUGGUGAUGAGGUGCAGUGGCAAGCACUUGCCCGUGAGGGUGGAGCUGAACGACGUGGAAGACGUUCAGGAUAGCAUAAGACAAUUUGUACAUACUGGAAUGUAUUCACACAGAGACCUGGACCCGUCGCAGGUGCAGGUCAUCACACCGGUGAAGGUGUCGCACGACGGAGUGUUUCUGUCGCACGACGUGCAACAUGCGCACGAGCACGGGCAUGCACGUGCGAGGCGGGAUCUGCAUGGGGUGGAACACCACCUCCCGCAUAUGCUCCACUACAAUCUGACCGUCGAUGGUCGGGACCUUAGGCUGGAUCUAAGGCCUUCCGUUACUUUCAUCACGCCAGCGAUGAUAGUGGAGCGGCACACGGCGACGGGCCGCACGCGAGAGCGGCCCCGUGCGGAAACUACGGCCUGCCACUACACCGGCUCCGUGCGCGGCCAGCCCAACUCCAGAGUCGCUAUAUCCGCCUGUGACGGACUUGCGGGUCUUUUACUUACGGAAAACGGAGAGUACUACAUAGAACCCUCGACUCAGGAGUCCACCGAUAAGACUUCGGGACGACCGCACGUCGUAUUCCGAAGAUCGGCCGUCGACAAAGUUGACGCAUUCCAUAGACGAAAGAGAGAAAUUAACAGAUCGAAUACGUACAACCCCGCAAAUAGAAAUAGCAAUAGAGAGCGCAAUAGUAGCAGAAAUACUAAUAGAAACACAGAUUAUCGAAGAAGGCAGAUGGAAGCUUACCACAGACGAAGACAAGCUUUCCUAGAGGAGCGCCACAGAAGAAUGGAAGCAAUGAGAAAGGACCCCGCUGCGUACAGACGACAAACGAAAAACCAAACGCGACUGAGAAUGGAGCAGAGGAGAAUGCAAGCCGCGAGAGGCAGACCAGCGAACAGCAACUCGUAUGAAAGAAGACAACGACUGAACAGACCACAAAAUAGAGGCAGAAAUCAUCAAGCAUUACAGAGAGAGGAGUCGAAACGACGGAGACAUAAGCGCUCCAAGAACUGUGCAACAAAACAACCCCCGUACCAGUGGAAGGAGAAGAAUUCGGGAAGCUUCGAAACAGAAGAAUCGAGCCGUUACAAGAACAACUACCGAAGCAACAGAUGGAACACCAACACUCGUCGUAACACGCGGUCGGUGAGCAAACCUCGCCAUGUCGAAGUGCUGCUCGUCGCAGACAAGUCCAUGACUGACUUCCAUACGCCACACAAACUGGAGACAUACUUGCUGACCAUCAUGAACAUGGUUUCCAAGCUGUACAAUGACCCUUCGAUCGGGAACUAUAUAAAAGUGGUGGUUGUGAAGAUUAUCCUGGUGGAGGAGAUGUCCACGGCUCUGGAGUUGAACGUGACGAGUAACGCUGACGAGACCCUGGCCUCGUUCUGCCGCUGGCAGCUGCAGCUGAACCCCAACAACGACGAGGAUCCUCAUCAUCACGACGUCGCUAUUCUCGUCACCAGGCAGGACAUCUGCAGCAUGCACGACACACCUUGUAGCACCCUAGGCGUGGCGCACGUGGCCGGGAUGUGCAAGCCGGACCGCAGCUGCUCCGUCAACGAGGACAACGGUAUAGCGCUCGCACACACCAUCACACACGAGCUGGGGCACAAUUUCGGUCUAUACCACGACACGGAGAAGAUCGGCUGUCACCGGCGGGAGGGCGCCACGCUGCACAUCAUGACGCCCAUCUUCGAGUCCGACACCGUCCAGGUGGCCUGGUCGCGCUGCAGCAAACGGGACGUCACCAACUUCUUGGACGCGGGUCUGGGAGAAUGUUUGAGUGACAUACCAUCACAAGAGGAAACACACUAUGUUUAUCCUGAGGAACCCGCUGGUGUGACAUAUGACGCGGCUGAGCAGUGCCACCUACAGUUUGGGGCUGAGGCGAUAGUGUGCGCGAGGCCUGAUGAGCUGUGCCAACAUCUGUGGUGCCUCGUCAACAACACCUGCAAGACUAUACUUCGUCCGGCAGCACCUGGCACCCCUUGUGGGGAGCACAUGUGGUGUCAGAACCAAACGUGCGUCGCUCGCACCGAGUCCCCGGCUCCACGUGACGGCGGUUGGGGCCCGUGGUCUGAGUGGAGCGAGUGCUCGCGGACCUGCGGAGCUGGUGUGUCCACACAGUCCAGAGAGUGCAACAACCCCGCGCCGGAGAAUAACGGAGCCUACUGCAUCGGGGAUAGGAGCAGAUACAAGACGUGCAACACGGAGCCAUGUCCCAUCAACGAGCCGACGUUCCGCGAGGUGCAGUGCUCGCGGUACAACAACAAUACGUACAGGAACGAGACCAUCGAGGAGUGGAUACCGUACAUCGACCAAGACCGGCCAUGCGAGCUACAGUGCGUGCCGCGGAACGGCGCUGACUUCGAGAUCAACGGCGGGUUCGUGGCCGACGGUACUCCGUGCCGGCAGACCCUGGGCGCCAGGGACAUGUGUAUUUCAGGUGUAUGCUACAAGGUGGGCUGCGACUGGAUAGUGGGUUCUGACAUGGCGGAGGACGCGUGCGGAGUCUGCGGCGGCACCGGCUCCGCCUGCAAGACCGUGCAGGGCAUCUACAAUAAGGACACUACGAGAGUCUCCGGUGAUACCUUGGUUGCUGUGAUUCCGGCUGGCUCGAGGAACGUAAAAGUUCAGGAGAAAGUCAGCCCCGGAAACUUCAUUUCAAUCAGAAGCGCCAAGAACUCGAGAAGGAUUUAUCUAAGUGGAGCAAGGAAUACAACAUUGACGGAGUACUUUGUGGCCGGAGCCCCGGCGGUCUACGAGCGAGACCGCGACUGGGAGAAAGUCCACAUCAACGGACCCAUCGCCGAGGACAUCAAAGUUUUUCAACGCAUCUUCAGCGGUUCGCGACGCAACCCGGGCGUGACGUACCAGUAUACUGUAGACAGGCCACGAGCGAGGUUCUCCUACCGACUGUCGGACUGGAGCGCCUGCUCCGCGUCGUGCGGCGACGGCUACAUGCAGCGACACUACCAGUGCUUCGAUGAGCAUAACCGUCAAGUGGAACAAUCAGCGUGCUACCACAUGGAGGCGCCGCGUCAUGAAGCGCUACGGCAGAAGUGUCGUGUAGCGGACUGCGCCGCGCACUGGUGGGUCGGGCCGUGGAAGCCGUGCCGACCAUGCCAUAUGCCGGGCGAGAAGGCGACCAGAGAGAGGAACGUGCAUUGCGUCAACAAGGUGUCCAACAAAGUGGUCGACGACAAACACUGCGACUUGAGCGUCCGACCCAAGAGCAGCAUCAUAUGCUCAGACGUGCCAGCGUGCUAGAACAAA